Messenger RNA from Oikopleura dioica, 474 nucleotides. Lineage: Eukaryota; Metazoa; Chordata; Appendicularia; Copelata; Oikopleuridae. The record is from the annotation of a GenBank genome assembly.
AUGUUUUUCUCCUCUGAUUGCUGGAACGUCAUUGGCGAAAAAUGGACGAUGCAAUUUCAAUCUGCUCUUGAAGAUAAAAGCGACGAGAGCUUCAUACUUAAGCUGACAAAUAAGAACAAUGUCAUAGGUCGUACCCGACGAUUUCAGGGGAUCGUCGAAGAAAUUGAUCCGUUUUCUGGAGAAAUAUUUUCAACAAAAGAAAUUCGAAGUUCUCCUGAUUCUGAUUUCAUCAAAUUCGAGCUUGGCAAGCAAAUUUCCUGUUUUAUCCGACUCAACAUCACUCUCCUCUCAUUAAAAAUUGAAAAGAAAACUUCUUUAGAAACAGUCAAAAUUUUAUCUUUUAUGUUUAAUAAGUCCGGCAAAGUUCUUUGCUCAAAAUCCUUCGCGAGAUUCUCGACCGCGACAAGCGCUAAUUUUCCCACUGAUAAGAGAAGAGAGAAGAGUGUCAGGAUAAUAGCCAGCCCGCAAAAUUGA